This is a messenger RNA of Peromyscus maniculatus bairdii (prairie deer mouse), 1502 nucleotides long. Lineage: Eukaryota; Metazoa; Chordata; Mammalia; Rodentia; Cricetidae. The record is from RefSeq and is a predicted model, not a curated record.
AUGCACUUGACCUGUCACAGUGAGCAGGAAGAUGCACUGUAUGAUGUGUUGAUUGAGCAUUUAGCACAGGAGUUCACAGAUGAAGAUGAUGAAACUCAAAAGGAGCUUCAGGAAAAGAGGUUUUUGGAAGAAUUUCCUGUGUUGAAAAGGAAACUUGAAGGACACAUCAGGAAGCUCCGAGACCUUGCUGACCGUAUUGACCAGGUGCACAGGGACUGCACCAUCUCCAGUGUGGUUUCCAGCUCAACUGGCAUUUUCUCUUUUUUUGGAUUUGCUCUGGCCCCCUUCACAGGAGGGGCCAGUAUGCUGCUCUCAGGAAGUGCAGCGGGGCUGGGGGUAGCAGCAGCUGUGACUACUGUCACCACCUCUGCUCUGGAACAGUCUAACAUAGAGUCGUAUGAGGAUAAAGUCAACCAGGUGGCUAAAGCUAGCAUGGACUUGCUGGCACUUGUAGUUUAUACUGUGCUACCAGAUUGGACAGAGUACUCAACGCUGCAAGACUACUCAAUGCUGCAAGAGGACUCAGUGCUGCAGGAGGACUCAGGGCUGCAGGAGGACUCAGGGCUGCAAGAGGACUCAGGGCUGCAGAAGGACUCAGGGCUGCAGGAGGACUCAGACUCAGGGCUGCAAGAGGACUCAGUGCUGCAGGAGGAGGACUCAGGGCUGCAGGAGGACUCAGGGCUACGAGAGGACUCAGAGCUGCAGGAGGACUCAGUGCUGCAAGAGGACUCAGGGCUGCAAGAGGCCUCAGCACUGCAGGAGGAGGACUCAGUGCUGCAGGAGGAGGACUCAGUGCUGCAGGAGGACUCAGGGCUACGAGAGGACUCAGCACUGCAGGAGGAGGACUCAGUGCUGCAGGAGGAGGACUCAGUGCUGCAAGAGGACUCAGGGCUACGAGAGGACUCAGCACUGCAGGAGGAGGACUCAGUGCUGCAGGAGGAGGACUCAGUGCUGCAAGAGGACUCAGUGCUGCAAGAGGACUCAGUGCUGCAAGAGGACUCAGUGCUGCAAGAGGACUCAGUGCUGCAAGAGGACUCAGCGCUGCAAGAGGACUCAGGGCUGCAGGAGGACUCAGGGCUGCAGAAGGACUCAGGGCUGCAAGAGGACUCAGUGCUGCAGGAGGCCUCAGGGCUGCAGGAGGACUCAGUGCUGCAAGAGGACUCAGUGCUGCAAGAGGACUCAGGGCUGCAGGAGGACUCAGGGCUGCAAGAGGACUCAGCGCUGCAAGAGGACUCAGGGCUACAAGAGGACUCAGAGCUGCAGGAGGACUCAGCACUGCAGGAGGACUCAGCGCUGCAAGAGGACUCAGUGCUGCAAGAGGACUCAGGGCUGCAGGAGGACUCAGGGCUACAAGAGGACUCAGGGCUGCAAGAGGACUCAGUGCUGCAAGAGGACUCAGUGCUGCAAGAGGACUCAGGGCUGCAAGAGGACUCAGCAUUGCAAGAGAACUUAACAUUGCAAGAGGAUUCAGAUUUGCCAGAGUAGGCCUUACUAGUUUAAUG